Messenger RNA from Zingiber officinale, 1050 nucleotides. RefSeq lists its product as uncharacterized. The coding region runs from base 44 to 802 and encodes 252 amino acids. The record is from RefSeq and is a predicted model, not a curated record. The transcript is spliced from 5 exons. Lineage: Eukaryota; Viridiplantae; Streptophyta; Magnoliopsida; Zingiberales; Zingiberaceae.
GAUAGCGGUUCGUUUCCUGCAAAUUUUGUGGAGGAGAAGCGACAUGCUGCUAUUAAGCCAAGCGCCCAACGGAGUUCUCACCGCCGCCGCAAGGCGAUGCUCUUCUUCCAAGCCUCACCCAUCUCUCUUCUCAGAUUCGCGCCGCCGCUUCCCUUCCUGGAACCCUAGGAGGCCACCCACUUUCUACCUCUCUGCACCCGCCGGCCCCAUCCCUCGCCGUCUGCAUUCUCCCACAGCUUCCAUACAGGAGGAAGAAGCUGUAUCGGUCGGAGACGACGGAGUUCCUUUUGAAGGUGUCAUUCAGUUCGAGAAGCCAGAGUCUUCCUCGAAGUUGUUGACAUGGGGGAAGGUAGGCCUUUUGGUGGGCGGGGACCUCCUUUGCAUUCUUGUCUUCUCGGCUGUAGGAAGGUUCAGUCACGGCUUGCCAGUUCUCGAUCUUGAGACAUUGAGGACAUCGGACCCUUUUGUUGCUGGGUGGGUUCUGAGCGCCUACUUUUUUGGCGCUUACGGAGAUGACGGAAGAGGAGUGAAUGGUCUUAAUAAAGCAGUUAUAGCAGCAGUCAAGUCGUGGGCGAUUGGAAUUCCAGUAGGAAUUGCCAUAAGGUCUGGAACUUCUGGUCAUAUUCCACCAAUUGCAUUCAUUUUGGUAGCCAUGGGAACAACUGGGAUAUUGCUGAUUGCGUGGAGGGCUUUGAUUUCCAAUCUCCUUUCAGGUAAUCAAAGUAAGAAGAAUGAUGCCUACAAACAGGGAAGCCCAUUUGAACUUUUUGAGCUGCUGACAUCAUUGGUUCGUAGGUGGUGAAAAGAGUUUUUCCAUUUGAUUUGCUCAGAGUUCUGGCUUGGUUUCUUUCACCAUCUCCUUUUUGCAAAUCCUAAUGUGUUAACCUGUAUAUCCGUUCAGCAUAUGAUAGCCUGCCAAAACAUAAGGUAGUUUUGUUUCUUCCUUAAUGUUCUAGUGGCAUUUUGACUUUGUUGGUUCUGGAUCAUGUUUACAAGUGCAGAUUCUUUCAAAUUAGCCAUAAAAUGUGUAUUGAAUGGAUUCUCUGUUGA